Hepatospora eriocheir is the source of this 870-nucleotide messenger RNA. The record is from the annotation of a GenBank genome assembly. Lineage: Eukaryota; Fungi; Microsporidia; Hepatosporidae.
AUGGCAGGAGUGGAUGAAAUUACUAAAGUUGAUUUAAAUAAAAAACUAAAUUUAUUCAAUUCGUUUAAUGAUGAUCAACAGAAGGUAAUUAGGGAAUUGUUUUUUAGGGAUCAGAAAAAAGUCAUUACUGAGGUUAUAGGUUCUUUUAACUAUGGUGUUCUCUUUCCUUCUUCUUUUGGUGCUUGUUUUAGAUCUGAUAAUGGUGCUAUUGAAGUUGUGGAUAAAGACUUAGUUAGUACUAAUUUUAGAUUCUCUGAUAAUAUACUCGAGGUACCUGCUCAAAUUGAUUUGUUGUGUAGAAUUAUUUUUACUAAGAAAUUUAAUCAGAAGGGUCUUUUUAGAGUUAAUACUGUUGCUGAUAAGAUGAAAACUGCGAGAACAUUAUUGUAUGAUAUUUUAGAAGGUCGUGUCAGUGAAGAAACUGGUAUUGGUUUAUUUGAUAAGAAUUUUGAUCUUAUUGAUUGUUGUGAGCUUUACAAACUUUUACUGAGAUCAUUUAAUAAAACUGUAAUUCCUUUGUCUUUUAUAAAGCCUAUUAUAGAAGCUUCUAAGGAAACUGAUUUAGAAAAGAAAAUGAUUGCAUCUAAAGCUAUUUUUUACUCAUUACCUACCCAUAAUCGAAAAAUACUCGAAUCUAACAUAUUUCUCUGCUAUAAAAUAUGUCAGAUAACCCAUUCACAAGAGAAUGUUAAAGAACAAUUAGAUCUUGAUGGAUUAGCAAUUGUUAUGAUGCCAAAUUUAUUUUUAGAAAAUGAAAAUGAUUUUGAAAUUGACUCAAUUAUUCAAUUAGUUAGUUUUGCUAAGUUUUUAUUUGCAAAUAUAUUUGAUAUUAUGGAUGUUGAUGAAAAGUAUAAAAAUGCUAAUAAAUGA